AUGGUUACCGUCAUACGUGGCUCGAAGAAGAUUAGCAUAUCCUUCCUCGAAAAUGACGACGAUUUUGAUUGCGAUCGAAUCAACGGUAGGAAGACCAAAACAAUCAAGAACCUGUUCAUUUACGAAGAUCCCAGGGAGAAAAAAAGUCAACCACAUAGACUUGGAUUUGAACGUUGAACUAUCAAUGACUAUAGUUAACAAUUAUUCGCCGAAGGCGAGGUGAUUAUCGGUGAAUAAAAACCGAGACGAAGUCGAGGUUUUUAUUCACGAUAAUCACCGAGCCUUAGAUGAAUAAUUGUUUUAGUAUAAUUUCAUAGGUGAUUAUUUGGAAAACAACAAGAAAAUACACAUUUCUUCGUCAUUUAAUUGACAAAAAGGCUUCGGCCUUCUUCGGCUGCCAUUUUGAAAAUCGCUUAGGUGAUUAUCGCGUAAUAAUCACCUCAACGGCAACCAAUCAGCGUGGAGAAUUUUCAAUAAUCACCUAUGUAAUUAUACUAAACACAUAUAUUGUAUAUUAACAGUUAAGAUUUUGUUGACAUAUAGAAUAACAUAUAACGUGAAGAACAGAUAACUUAUACUAAUGUGGGGAGGGAAGUAAUAUCGCUAAUUAAUAUGCUAAUAACUAAUGCAAAUAAGAAUAAUUAAUCAGUAUUGAAUAUACAGUUCACAAACACUAUAGCACGCGUUUAUCUCGUUUUAUUCAGUCUUAGUUAAACGCUACAAUUACCACACAUAGCAUUAUCAAUCUAUUGGAUAUUACAUAUACCUUCACCAUUUACUAAUUUGGAAUAAAAAUGUUUUAUAGGUCUCUUCCCGGAGCCUUACUUGCUUGUUGUCAGUGAAACAAGAGUAGCAGUUGUUCAUCUCUUAUCCAAUUAUUCAACAAUUGUCGCAAAUGAACCUAACAGAAUAAAAAACUUGAUCAUUGAUCCAGUUGAGGAGAAAAUGUAUUUCAAAAGUGGAAUAAAAGUGUACCGAGCGAAUUUAGAUGGCUCUAAUAGAAAAGUUAUUUAUCAAGAUAAAGUAUAUCCUAUUCGAUUAUUUGCAUUAGACUGGAUAGGACGCCGCAUGUUCUGGGUGUAUUCAAAGAAAAAGAAAUCGAUAUUUACGGGCAAUUUGAACCUCUCUAACGGACUAGAAAUUACUGAAAGUGAAAUCAGAUUUGAAAGUUUGGCUGUCGAUCCUAAUACCGGGUGA
Messenger RNA from Paramuricea clavata, 1197 nucleotides. The record is from the annotation of a GenBank genome assembly. NCBI's taxonomy places the organism in Eukaryota, Metazoa, Cnidaria, Anthozoa, Malacalcyonacea, Plexauridae.